Molecule: messenger RNA, 492 nt
Organism: Ipomoea nil (Japanese morning glory)
Lineage: Eukaryota; Viridiplantae; Streptophyta; Magnoliopsida; Solanales; Convolvulaceae
Exons: 1
Coding region: 1-492 (163 amino acids)
Source: RefSeq, a predicted model, not a curated record
AUGGGAAUCUCGGCUUCUAAACGAGUCGGCCGGUACCUCCACAAAUCGGCCGAGUUCAACUCAGCCUGCGACUCAGUCUACGACGAUUGCCUCUCCCUCGCCCAGCACGCCUUCGACGGAGUCAAGCCUUACCAGCUCGUCUCCGCCACUGAGCGCCUCCACAGCAAGCUUAGCGACUCCAUCCCUCUCGUCGCUAAAUGGGUCCAAUCCGCCCCGACCCGCGCCCAGGUCGACAAGGCAUUCAAGGCCGUCAGAUCCGACAGCGAGGCCGUGCUUGGGAACAGUGAGUUCAGAGAGUUCGCCGUGGAGGUUUUCGCGGACGCCGUCGCUUCGGGCGCCGGGCAGGCGGUUUGGACGCGGGUUCCAGUUGGGGUUGCGGGUAUCGCUGGUAUUGGGAUGUUGGUGAAGCCCGGAAGGGAAUUUAUUGCGGCCGCCAUUGGAGCGUACACGCUUGGUGUAACAACUUCUAUUUACCUCAGCUUAGAUGCCUAA